This is a messenger RNA of Antrostomus carolinensis (chuck-will's-widow), 585 nucleotides long. Its product is annotated as G protein-activated inward rectifier potassium channel 1. NCBI's taxonomy places the organism in Eukaryota, Metazoa, Chordata, Aves, Caprimulgiformes, Caprimulgidae. The coding region runs from base 1 to 585 and encodes 194 amino acids. Gene Ontology annotation, molecular function: G-protein activated inward rectifier potassium channel activity. Gene Ontology annotation, biological process: potassium ion import across plasma membrane; regulation of monoatomic ion transmembrane transport. The record is from RefSeq and is a predicted model, not a curated record. Gene Ontology annotation, cellular component: plasma membrane. The transcript has a single exon.
AUGACGUGCCAAGCCAGGACAUCCUACACCGAGGACGAGGUGCUCUGGGGUCACCGCUUCUUCCCUGUUAUCUCCUUGGAAGAGGGGUUCUUUAAAGUCGAUUAUUCCCAGUUCCACGCGACGUUUGAGGUCCCCACCCCACCGUACAGCGUGAAGGAGCAGGAGGAGAUGCUGCUCAUGUCCUCUCCCUUGAUAGCACCUGCUGUGAGCAACAGCAAGGAGAGGAAUAACUCGGUGGAGUGCCUGGAUGGUCUCGAUGAAGUUGGCACUAAACUCCCUUCAAAACUGCAGAAAAUAACUGGGAGGGAGGACUUCCCCAAAAAACUCCUCAGGAUGAGUUCCACCACCUCUGAGAAGGCCUACAGCAUAGGGGACUUACCCAUGAAACUCCAGCGGAUCAGCUCGGUCCCCGGCAAUUCAGAGGAGAAACUGGUAUCCAAGACCACAAAGAUGAUGUCGGAUCCCAUCAGCCAGUCGGUGGCUGACCUUCCUCCCAAGCUGCAGAAGCUUUCGGGGGGUGGUGGCAGGAUGGAAGGGAACCUUCCACCUAAACUGAGAAAAAUGAAUUCCGAUCGGUUUACAUAA